This is a messenger RNA of Fonticula alba, 3297 nucleotides long. RefSeq lists its product as hypothetical. The transcript has 12 exons. NCBI's taxonomy places the organism in Eukaryota, Rotosphaerida, Fonticulaceae. Gene Ontology annotation, molecular function: ATP-dependent chromatin remodeler activity; DNA translocase activity; ATP binding. Gene Ontology annotation, cellular component: nucleus. The coding region runs from base 88 to 3225 and encodes 1045 amino acids. The record is from RefSeq and is a predicted model, not a curated record. Gene Ontology annotation, biological process: reciprocal meiotic recombination; double-strand break repair via homologous recombination.
CCUCUCUCUCUCUUUCCCUCUCCCUUCCCCCCCCCUCCGACCGGUCUUCGCUUGCGCAGUUCCCCUGCCUCUUUUUCACAUUACAAGAUGCGCCGAUCUCAGGCCCCCUCCGUUCGUCGGGCUCUUGUUGACUCCUCAGGGGCUGCCCCGGCAAAGCUGACAGCCCCUCUGAAGCUGACCACCCCGUCGAGGCUGUCCAGCCCGAUGCCACCAGCGAAAGCAGUGGCCCCGGUCUCGGCAGCAGUCUCGGUGGAUGCCUCCCCGACCGCUGCUGAGCCUUCGGCCCAGCCGAGUACCGGGACGCCCGCUGUUUCCCGGACCCGGUCACUUGGGCUGCGUGCUCUGGGCAGUCGUCGACCGGUGGGGCUCUCGACUGGCGCGCCGAGUCUCUCCCGGACGGCGCUCCCCACCCCGCGAGCUGUCCCCGUGGACCCGAAGGCACAAGCGGCCGCAGCGGCGGCAAGCGCACGCGAGCAAGCCAAGAGCCAGGCAGCUUCGAUGGCCGCCCGUGCGCUCGGCUUCGAAGCGGCGGCCCCCCUCUCCGCGUCGGGCCAAUUCAACAAACGCUACUUCUCGGUGGUUUUCCGUCGCAUGACCAACAGCAAGCAUAAAAAGUGGGACGGCGAUGGAUUCAUUGAGGUGUCUGACGCUGGCGUUCACCUUCUGGACUCGCAAGGAGCAUCUCUCGGACGUGCCAACCAGUAUCCUCUUAGCCAACUGGCGUCCCUUCGUGAGGGGGAAAGCCUUGUUCUUUCGCGGAGAGAAAUCGAAAUCAUGGCCCCAGUGGAGGCAUCUCUCUUUGAAAGCGGCAAGUGUUUCCUUGGCGUGACCUCGGAAGCAGCGGCACCGGCACGGCCGACCGCCCGUGCAGCGCCCAAGCUUCCUUCCUUCCGGCAGGUUGCUGCCGAAGGCAGUCCGAAUGACGAUGCUCUUGUAGCCUCUCAGCCCCGGCAUAGCCCGGAUGCACCUGGGGCAUUGGUUCUUCCCCGGCCGCCAGAGGCCCAUGUGGCCCAACAUUCCCGCGGUGUUCCGGUCAAUGACGUGGUGGUGGACCCGCACAUUGGAGGCCAGCUGCGCCCUCACCAGCGCGAGGGCGUGGUCUUCCUGUAUGAAUGUGUCAUGGGCUUCCGCAACUUUACUGGCAAUGGAGCCAUCUUGGCCGACGAAAUGGGCCUCGGCAAGACGAUUCAGACGAUUGCCCUCAUUUGGACUCUGUUGAAGCAGGGCCCCUAUUCACGGCAACCGGUCAUCCGCCGGGCGCUGGUCAUUUGCCCAGCAACUCUGGUGCGGAACUGGGAGCGCGAGUUCCGCAAGUGGCUGGGUGACCAGCGGGUGCGCACCUAUGUCCUGGGGGCCGGUUCGCAGACCACCUCGCUGGAGGAGUUCAACCGGACAACGGUGUACUCGGUGCUGAUCGUGGGAUAUGAGAAGUUCCGCCAAGUUGCCAAGGACAUUGUCGACUCCAAGGUGGACCUGGUUGUCUUGGAUGAGGGCCACCGGCUGAAAAAUUCCAACGUCGACAUCAGCAAGGCCAUUCGGCUGAUCCCCACCACGCGGCGUAUUAUUCUUUCCGGCACGCCGGUCCAAAACAACCUGGCCGAGUUCCAUGCCCUGGUUGACGUCGUCAAUCCGACCAUCCUCGGCGACUAUGCCCUCUUCAAGCGGGUGUUUGAGGACCCGGUGGUGGCCUCACGCCAGCCUGGCUCCUCGCCGGAGCAGCUGCGUCUGGCCCAGCUACGCGCCGACGAGCUGUCCCGCAUGACUGGGCUGUUCAUCCUGCGUCGGAAGUACGACGUCAAUCGGAAGUUCCUACCGGCCAAAUCCGAGAUUCUGAUCUUCUGCCCGGUGACGGACACCCAGCGGGCGGUUUACGAGUUUGUCAUCGGUAGCUCGGCCCUGAGCAGCAUUCUGGUUGCCUCGGCGGCCAGCUCGGCCCUGCACCUGACCUGCUUGACGCUCCUGCGAAAGAUCUGCAAUUCGCUGUCCACCCUGGACCCGGGGCGCUUCCUGCGCAUGCUGACCGAGCAGGCCGUCACGGCCGGGGCCCCGGAGUCUCUGGUCGCGCAGCUUGACACCCGGGCCGCCUCGGUGCCCGCCGAGCUGGACGUAGAUGUGGAUGGGGAUGUCGAUGGCAAUCCCUCCGAGGAGGAGGCUGCCCUGGGGGCCAGCCUGGCGGACCUAGCCCGGCGGCGGGCAGCCGAAGUACUGGAUGCCGCGGCCGGUGCCACGCCGGCCGACGGCCAGGAGGCCAUUGACCGGGUGCGCGCUUUCCUUUGGGGCUGGAGCUCCAAGCUGCGUGUUGUGUCUUCCAUCCUGGCCAGCUCGCCCGGGGAGAAGGUGGUCAUCGUGUCCAGCUUCACCGAGGCGCUGGAUGUGCUGGAAACUCUGUGCAUUGUCGAGGGGGCGGAGGCCCUGCGUCUGGAUGGGCGCACUCCGACCGCCAAGCGCCAGGAGAUUGUCGACCGGUUCAACGCCGGGUACAGCGAUGUGCGGGUGUUGCUACUGUCGGCGCGCGCCGGCGGGGCGGGCCUCAACCUGACCGGCGCCUCGCGCCUUGUGCUGUAUGACAUCAACUGGAAUCCGGCCAUCGACCAGCAGGCUAUGGGGCGAAUUUGGCGCGAGGGCCAGCUUCGCCCGACCUUCAUUUAUCGACUCUUCUCGGUGGGCACCGUUGAGGAGCGCAUCUUCCUGCGACAGAUCGCCAAGGAGGCGCUGUCAGAUGCGGUGGUGGAUGGCAAGAAGGUGAAGACCACCUUUUCGCGGGCCGAGCUCCGCAAGCUGUUCAGCUUUGAUGGCGACACCCUGAGCCUCACCCAUGACUUGCUCAAGUGCGAAUGCCUGGACGAGGUCCUCGCCCACCCUUCGCGAGCCAAGCGCAUCAAGUGCGUCCGGCCACGCGCUGCCCAGGGGACCGAGGAGAUCGGCGAGUCUGCCCUGAAUACUCUCCGCGACCAGUGGUCACACCUGCACGAGGGGAAUGCACACUUCCUGGCCGCGGCCACGGCCACCGACGAGGGGACAGACCCCCAGACACUGAUCAGUGCGGAGGCCGUGCCUGCUGGCCUCGGGGCUGCCUUUGCCGGAGAUGCCCCGGCCACCGAGACCCUGCGAUCGCUGGUGGACUCGAGCGCCGGGCAGCUGAUUGCUGACCGGUCUUGCGGGCUGGUUCUCCACCGAUACUUCCAGCCGCUGGAUCAGGGAGGCGCCGCGGUGAGCGGCGAAUAGACAGAUGCCCACCGUCCGCCGGGGGGCACCGGCUGCAUGUGCUCCUCCUGCUUGGCUGGGAUGCACCUUCGA